AGGCCCCGCCUCCCGCCCCCUUGCGCAGCCAAUGGGAGGCGGGCCCCGCGCGGGGGUUGCCGCGGGGACGGGCGGCGGGCGCGCCGUGCCCGCGGCAGCGAUGGAGCCGCGCCUGGCACGCGUGGAUUACCUGCAGGUGGGAGUCACGGCGCAGAAGACGAUGAGGCUGCUGCCCGCCUCCGGGAGGAAGGCCACGCAGAAGGUGGUUGUUGGAGAUCAGGAUGGGGUCGUUACGUGUUUUGGCAUAAAAAAGGGUGAAGCUGUGCCAGUGUUCAAGACACUACCAGGACAAAGGAUCUCCAGAUUGGAGCUGGGAGGAGCUCUUAAUACACCACAAGAGAAAAUUUUUGUGGCUAUAGGAUCUGAAGUCAGAGGUUUCACAAAAAGAGGGAAGCAGUUUCUUUCCUUUGAAACUAACCUUACUGAAAGCAUCAAAGCUAUGUACAUCUCAGGAGCAGAUCUCUUUCUCUGUGCCAGCUACAUCUAUAACCAUUACUGUGACUGCAAGGACCAGCACUACUUCCUAUCAGGAGAUAAAAUCAACGAUGUUCUCUGCCUUCCUGUAGACAGAGUGAACUGCAUCACACCGGUGCUCGCGUGUCAGGACAGAGUGCUCAGGGUGUUACAGGGAUCUGAUUUGCUGUAUGAAGUAGAACUUCCUGGACCACCUACUGUUCUUGCUCUGAGCAAUGGAAAUGGGGGUGACUCUGGGGAAGAAAUUGUGUAUGGGACUUCUGAUGGGAAAUUGGGUCUCACCCAGAUUACUGGUACCAAGGCAGUACCAAGGUGGGAAAUUGGAAAUGAAAAGAAGAGAGGAGGUAUUCUGUGCAUUGAUAGUUUUGACAUUCUGGGAGAUGGAGUUAAGGAAUUACUUGUUGGACGAGAUGAUGGAAUGAUAGAGAUUUAUAACUUUGAGAGUGCUGAUGAUCCUGUCCUUCGACACGAUUAUGCUUUAUCAGAGAGCAUUGCAUCAAUCCAGGGUGGCUGUGUGGGAAAAGAUGGCUAUGAUGAAAUUUUAGCAGCAACAUACUCAGGCUGGCUGACAGGACUGACUACAGAACCUGUCCAUAGAGAAGGUGGAUCAGGUGAAGAACUAAAAUUAAGUCAAGAAAUGCAGAACAAGAUUUCAUCCUUAAGGAAUGAGUUGGAGCAAUUGCAGAUAAAAGUACUUCAGGAACGGGAGAAAUACCAGCAGGCCUCUCACUCCAGCACUGCAGUCUCCUCAGUACCUGCCUUCAGUGUCAAUGACAAGUUCACACUGAACAAGGAUGAUGCCAGCUACAGCCUCAUCUUGGAGGUGCAGACAGCCAUAGAUAAUGUCCUGGUGCAGAGUGAUGUCCCACUAGACUUGCUGGAUGUGGAUAAAAAUUCUGCUGUUGUUAGUUUUAGCAGCUGUGAUUCUGAGCCAAAUAGCAACUUUCUUCUUGCAACUUACAGAUGCCAAGCAAAUACUACAAGACUUGAACUUAAGGUGCGCUCGAUCGAAGGACAGUAUGGGACACUUCAAGCAUACAUAACUCCCAGAAUCCAACCAAAAACCUGUCAAGUUCUUCAAUAUCAAAUUAAGCCACUUUCACUUCAUCAGAGAACUCAUUCUAUUGACCAGGACAGGCCCAUGAAUACAUUGAUGCUCAAAGGCCAGUUCAGUUUUGCUGAAAUUCACUCCUGGGUUGUGUUUUGCUUGCCUGAGGUGCCUGAAAAGACUCCUGCUGGAGAGUGCAUCACCUUUUAUUUUCAGAACACUUUCCUGGGAACACAGCUUGAAAGUACCUACAGAAAAGGUGAGGGAUAUUUUAAAUCUGACAACAUCUCUACAAUAUCCAUCCUCAAAGAUGUGCUUUCCAAAGAGGCUACUAAAAGGAAGAUUAAUCUCAACAUAUCAUAUGAUGUAAAUGAGGAAUCUGUGAGGCACACAUUAAAGCUUAUCCACCCUAAAUUAGAGUAUCAGCAGCUGCUGGCCAAGAAGGUGCACUUAAUAGAUGCUUUGAGAGAGUUACAAGUUCAUGAAGGCAGCGUGGACUUCCUGCUCCCAAAAUACCGCAGCAUUUUGGAAGAGGCAGAUCAGCUGCUGGAGGAAUACAAGAGACAACCUGCACAUCUCGAGAGACUUUAUGGUAUGAUCACAGAUCUCUUCAUAGAUAAAUUUAAAUUUAAAGGCACCAAUGUGAAAACCAAAGUUCCUCUCCUUCUGGAAAUUCUGGAUGGCUGUGAUCAAGAUGGAUUGAUCGCUUUUUUUGAUGCUGCCUGACAAGGAAAAAGCAGAGUAAUUUUUCUGGUUUUAACCAAGGCAUUUUGGUAUCAAGUCAAAAACACUUUUAGUCUUUUGUUGUACUGUCAGCUCUUAGGUUUUAUUAAUAUUUAUUAUCAUAUCGGAUACAGUAGGAAACUUCACAUAAACUGUUGUGUAUGUUAACUGUGUGCAGAGGUUUUAUGUCCCGUGUUAAUAGCUCAAGAAAGAUCAGAUGUAAAUACCAAAUAUCCUUUUGGGAAAAAUGUUUUCACUACUGUUUAAGAUGACAUGGAGUAGCCUGUGUUCCCUACAGGAAUGGAUGAAGAAACUGGUUUCCAGGGACUUGGAUGGAUUUGGAAUAAAUCUCUGUGUUUAAGCUCUA
Passer domesticus (house sparrow) is the source of this 2612-nucleotide messenger RNA. It is a transcript of the gene BBS7, whose product is annotated as Bardet-Biedl syndrome 7. Gene Ontology annotation, cellular component: membrane; axoneme; ciliary basal body. NCBI's taxonomy places the organism in Eukaryota, Metazoa, Chordata, Aves, Passeriformes, Passeridae. Gene Ontology annotation, biological process: intracellular transport; intracellular protein localization; non-motile cilium assembly. The coding region runs from base 32 to 2248 and encodes 738 amino acids. The record is from RefSeq and is a predicted model, not a curated record. Gene Ontology annotation, molecular function: protein binding. The transcript has 19 exons.